AUGGCAGGCAUCUUCGAACAGUCUCGCAGCGGGGGAACUCUGUUCCUCGGCGGCCAGAAAAUUAGCGGGCAGGAUAUCCGCGACGAGAACGUCCUCGCGACCCAGGCAAUCUCAAAUGUGGUCAAGUCUUCCUUUGGCCCCUCCGGGCUCGACAAGAUGAUGGUCGACGAUAUCGGCGACGUGACGGUAACCAACGACGGCGCUACCAUCCUCAGCUUGCUCGACAUCGAGCACCCCGCAGGCAAAAUCCUCGUCGAUUUGGCACAGCAGCAGGACAAGGAAGUCGGUGAUGGCACAACAUCCGUAGUCAUAAUAGCUGCGGAGCUGCUGCGGAGGGCGAAUGAGCUCAUGAAGAACAAAAUCCACCCCACCACCAUCAUCACAGGCUACAGGCUGGCGCUGAGGGAGGCGGUCAAGUACAUGAACGAGAACAUCAGCACAAAGGUCGACGCCCUCGGUCGCGACUCUCUGGUCAACAUUGCGAAGACGUCCAUGUCUAGCAAGAUUAUCGGUUCCGACUCGGACUUUUUCGCCAAUAUGGUCGUGGAUGGCAUGACUGCUGUCAAGAUGACAAACAACAAGGGCGAAACCAAAUACCCGGUAAAGGCUGUCAACAUUCUCAAGGCCCAUGGUCAGAGCGCUACCCAAUCGAUACUGGUCAAGGGCUAUGCCCUGAACUGUACAGUCGCUUCGCAAGCCAUGAAGACGCGCAUUACCGACGCUAAAAUCGCCUGUCUGGAUAUCAACCUACAGAAAGAGCGGAUGAAGCUAGGUGUUCACAUCACGAUUGACGACCCUGAGCAACUGGAGAAGAUCCGGGAACGUGAAGCCGGCAUUGUCGAGGAGCGGAUUGAGAUGAUCCUGAAGGCUGGCGCCAACGUCGUCUUCACAACAAAGGGCAUUGAUGAUCUGUGCCUAAAACACUUCAUUGAGAGGGGCGCUAUUGCGGUACGAAGAUGCAAGAAGGAGGAUCUACGAAGGAUAGCAAAGGCCACUGGAGCAACCAUGGUCAGCACCUUGUCAGAUCUGAAUGGUGACGAGAAGUUCGAGGCGUCCAACUUGGGUCAUGCUGAAGAGGUAGCACAAGAGCGAAUCUCAGACGACGAGUGCAUCCUAGUCAAGGGUACCAAGGCCUUCUCUUCCGCAUCCAUCAUCCUGCGUGGAGCGAACGAUUAUGCAUUGGACGAGAUGGAGCGAUCUGUCCACGACUCCCUGUCGGCUGUGAAGCGGACUCUUGAGAGCGGACGCAUUGUUCCCGGUGGAGGCGCUGUUGAGACUGCUCUACACAUUUACUUGGAGGAGUGGGCAACAUCAGUGGGCUCCCGAGAACAACUCGCAAUAGCUGCCUUUGCACAGUCUCUGCUUGCCAUCCCCAAGACCCUCGCCAUCAACGCAGCCAAGGACGCCACUGAACUCGUCGCCAACCUACGAUCACGACAUGCCCUCUCACAACGUACAGUGAACCCUUCAGACCCCUCAUCGCAAGACGCCAAGCAGCUCGCAAAGUCGAAGAACUACAAGAACUACGGCCUAGAUCUUACGAAUGGCAAGGUGCAUGACUGCCUAAAGGCGGGUGUGCUUGAGCCGAGUAUGAGCAAGGUCAAGCAAUUGAAGUCUGCGGUAGAGGCGUGUGUAGCCAUUAUGCGUAUUGAUACCCUGAUCAAACUGGAUCCGGAGGAGAGGGGUGGUGGCGAGGACGACGGACAUGGGCAUUAG
This is a messenger RNA of Cucurbitaria berberidis CBS 394.84, 1716 nucleotides long. Its product is annotated as T-complex protein 1 subunit alpha. The coding region runs from base 1 to 1716 and encodes 571 amino acids. Gene Ontology annotation, biological process: protein folding. The record is from RefSeq and is a predicted model, not a curated record. Gene Ontology annotation, molecular function: ATP binding; ATP-dependent protein folding chaperone; ATP hydrolysis activity. Lineage: Eukaryota; Fungi; Ascomycota; Dothideomycetes; Pleosporales; Cucurbitariaceae. Gene Ontology annotation, cellular component: chaperonin-containing T-complex. The transcript has 3 exons.